AUGAUAUAUAGGAAAGGUCCCAGUGCUCCCUUUAAACCACCGAGGAUUAUUAAUGCUCAGAAUGCAAGUUCCAUCAUUGUAAACGAUAUUAAACCUGCUGGUAUAGACGUGAAACAGAACCUUGAAGAAAGCCUGGUGCUGAACAAAAGAUCAAUAAUCCUGGCAAAGAGGGCUAAUUAUGAUCAAAAGACCCAAGAUAUUAAGAAAGCCAAACAAAAUGAGCCGGUAGUCACAUUAGAACCUAAUAAUUCUCAAUAUUAUGCUGUUCAAUGGCGCAAGAAAUCUACUAAAAAGAACAAAACAUGGGAAGGUGACGGCAUUAUAAAGGUGUCAGAGACAUCAAUUGUAUUUAAAAACGCAAAUAAAAAGGAUUUAGGUAGAAUAUCCAGACCGAAAGAUGAUUUUCUUAACUCAAUAAUAUCGAUUGGAAGGUACGAGCUUGAAGUUGACUGCCAAAUCGAUGAAAGAGAAAUAGAUAAAAGCAACAUUAGAAGCAGUCCAAGUCCUCUUGUCAAUGAACCACAAACAAUUAAAGAGCCCGAGGUCACCAUAGUCCAUCAAUUCAAGAAUCCGUUAAGUGGUUUUAAGAAGGCUGUUGAAACGCGUCUGCCUCUUUAUAAAAUUAAGGAAAAUUCGCUUGUGAUGAAGCGACCGCCCAAUUUACCUGAUUCGAAAGUAGUUGAUGUCGUGGUAGAUCCUCAUCUCUCUUCACGGUUGAGAGAUCAUCAAAAGAGCGGUGUUGAAUUCCUCUAUGAGUGUGUUAUGGGUUUUAGAAAUUUCGAUGGGAACGGUGCAUUGUUAGCAGAUGAAAUGGGCUUAGGAAAAAGUUUGAUGACUAUUACUUUAAUUUGGACACUUUUCAAGCAAAGUCCAUACAUUGAAGAUAAGGGUGCUAUUGCAAAGAAAUUUUUAAUAUGUUGCCCCGUUACUUUAAUUGAAAACUGGAAAAAGGAGUUCAAAAAGUGGCUAGGAAUUAAUAAAAUAAGUGUUUUGACUUUAAAUUCAAAGCAACUGUCAGCUGGCGAUAAAAGGGAUAUUAUAAAUUUUGGAAAACUUAAAGUGCAUCAAGUUUUAGUAAUGAGUUACGAAAAAUUAGUCAAUUGUUCAGAUGAAUUGUCAACCGUUGACUUUGAUUUAUUGGUAUGUGAUGAAGGUCAUAAACUUAAGAACUCUUCAAAUAAAGCUCUAAAAGUUUUAAAGAGUUUAAAUUUGUCCAGAAAAGUAUUGUUGACAGGUACCCCUAUCCAAAAUGAUCUAACCGAAUUUUAUACAAUCAUUGAUUUUAUCAACCCAGGUGUCUUUGGAACUUUGCAGCAAUUUCAUCGCACAUACAUACGGCCUAUUUUAAUAUCGAGAGAAAUCAACUGUAAUAACCCUGAAGUGAAACGAAUGGGAGACGAAAUGUCUAAUAACUUAGUACAGCUAACAAAGGACUUCACAUUGAGGAGGACGAGCUCUAUUCUAUCCAGCUAUUUAACGUCUAAAACUGAUAUAAUUUUAUUUGUGCCACCCACUGGCUUUCAAUUAAGAUUGUUCAAGCUAAUCUUGAACUCAAAUAAAUUUACUGGUUUGUUAAAAGAAAGUGAAGGAGCGACGUCUAACCAAUGCUUGUCUUUGAUCACGCUAUUCAAGAAGAUUUGCAAUUCUCCAUCAUUACUUGCUGAUGAUAAGCUAUUCUCCACUUUAAUUGAAGGUGAAAUAUCUUUAACUGCAGGUGAAAUAUCUAAAAAAACAGCUAGUGGUAAGAUCAAAUUACUUAUUCCUUUGUUAUUGGAAAUUAAUGAAAAUAAAGAGAAAAUUGUAUUGGUGUCAAAUUACACUCAGACACUUGAUUUGUUAGAAGAUGUGUUAAGAAAAAUGAAUUUGACAUUUUUGAGAUUGGAUGGUUCUACGCCAAACAAGCUCAGAUCCAGUCUUGUCAACCAGUUUAAUAGUGAUAACAGCACAACAGUAUUUCUAUUAUCCUCGAAAUCUGGAGGAAUGGGGAUCAACUUAGUUGGCGCAUCUAGGCUAAUCUUGUUCGACAACGACUGGAAUCCGUCAGUUGAUUUACAGUCAAUGGCGCGUAUACAUAGAGAUGGCCAAACAAAACCUGUGUUUAUUUACAGAAUAAUGACAGCCGGUUGCAUAGAUGAGAAGAUCUUCCAGCGCCAGCUCAUGAAGAAUAAUUUGAGCAAAAACUUUUUGGAUAAUGAUUUUGAAUCCAAUUCAAACGUUUUUGAUCACAAUGACUUGAAAAAUUUGUUUGAAGUUGCCGAGUACACCAACAGUAAUACUCAUGAUUUAUUGGAUUGCUCUUGUGAGGGCACAGGCGAGAUACCAGAGUUAGAAGUUAGUCAGCAGAAGAGUGUAUCUCCUGGUGAAGGUUGUGAAGGUUCUAAUCCUUCUGGUUGGGUGACAGCAUUGGAUGUGAAAAAUACCCAAAGCACUGUUAAAGAAAAGAAAUCACUUGUAUUAAAGAAUUCAUUACUGGAAUAUAAACACUACGAUGUAUCAAAAAACAAGAUUAGUGGAACCAGUGAUAUCAUUAUAGACAAAAUUAUUUCAAAAUCACCAAAUUUGAUUAGCUUCUUAAUGUGCAAAUUAACAGAAUCUUCAUCACUUGAAGCAAAUACAUAA
Priceomyces carsonii is the source of this 2619-nucleotide messenger RNA. It is a transcript of the gene RDH54, whose product is annotated as DNA-dependent ATPase. Bases 1 to 2619 code for a protein of 872 amino acids. The transcript has a single exon. Lineage: Eukaryota; Fungi; Ascomycota; Pichiomycetes; Serinales; Debaryomycetaceae. Gene Ontology annotation, cellular component: nucleus. The record is from RefSeq and is a predicted model, not a curated record. Gene Ontology annotation, molecular function: ATP-dependent chromatin remodeler activity; ATP binding; DNA translocase activity. Gene Ontology annotation, biological process: reciprocal meiotic recombination; double-strand break repair via homologous recombination.